AUGGCGUGCACCGACGAGAGUCCAUUGAAUGAACAUCAACUUAUGCAGGGUGGGGAUCAUCCACAUUCCUGUGAUAUCUACAAUAAAGCACUCAGUCAGAAUACUGUAAAGAACUAUCAAAGCAUAGAUACAGGAGAACGUCGAUAUGACUGUGAUGUGUGUAGUAAAUCAUUCAAUAGAAAGGACAACCUCAAGGUACAUCAACGCAUGCAUAAUGCUGAACGUCCAUAUGCCUGUGAUGAGUGUAACAAAUCAUUCAUUCAGAGAAGUCAUCUUAAGGUGCAUCAACGCAUGCAUAAUGCUGAACGUCCAUAUGCCUGUGAUGUGUGCAAUAAAUCAUUCAGUAGAAAAGACAACCUCAAGACACAUCAACGCAUACAUAGUGGAGAGCGUCCUUAUAACUGUGAUGUUUGUAAUAAAUCAUUUGGUCACAAGAGUGUUCUGAUAGAACAUCUAAACCUACAUAGUAUAGAGCAUAAAUAUUCCUGUCCUGUGUGCAAUAAGUCAUUCAGGCAGAAGAGUAAUCUAAGGAAACAUGAACAUAAACACAGUGAAAAGCAUACAUAA
Molecule: messenger RNA, 567 nt
Organism: Zootermopsis nevadensis
Lineage: Eukaryota; Metazoa; Arthropoda; Insecta; Blattodea; Termopsidae
Source: RefSeq, a predicted model, not a curated record